GAGGACAGUGACUUAAUUUCAGGCGCGACCUGCUUUAUGGCAACAGACUGUACACGCCUGGUAGUUAUAGUUUGGGGACGCCCGGACGAGGAACGCUUGGCCGCUCUAUCUAGUGAUGGUUCUAUUGAUGGUAGCAGUGCAAAGUCUUUCUAUCCCACUACGAAGCGCGCAAAAUGACUACACUACGGCUUGCGUGGGGAAAAAUGACAAAGAAAGAAGGAGGAAAACGGAAGACCACAGCACUACUACUGUACACGGUAAUGCGCCUCCUUGCGCGUUCGGAUGUGAACUGCGCCACGGUCUGGUGAAUCAUAAUGCAGAGUGUGUAUCGGCAGCCGGAGUCCGGGGCAAACAGAUUUACGCACGGCGUUGCGCCCCCGGGAUGGAAUGCGUGGAAUGCAAGUUGUUGCCAUGGAAUGUCGUGUUUGUUUUCGUAAAUUGUGGAGGUCCGCCGUCCAGAACGCGUGGAAAGUCGCCGGGUGCAAAUGUCACGGCGCCCGAAGGCGUGAAGCGGGGACUCUCCAGACUCCAGCCAUAUCUACACGACGCUCGGCAAAAGUAAAACAGGGUCGGCUUAGCGCUAAGAACACCAAUUCCUCGCUUACAUCCGCGAAAACCUCGCCCCAAACGACAUCGGAAAUCCAGAGGCAGUUUUGAAACUCGCGGACGAAUUCGGUCGCAAGCAGUGGCUGAUGGCUGUGGGGGAUACGAAGGGGGGGAUUAUCGAUGAUGUUGU
This is a messenger RNA of Fimicolochytrium jonesii, 736 nucleotides long. RefSeq lists its product as uncharacterized. The record is from RefSeq and is a predicted model, not a curated record. The transcript has 2 exons. NCBI's taxonomy places the organism in Eukaryota, Fungi, Chytridiomycota, Chytridiomycetes, Spizellomycetales, Powellomycetaceae. The coding region runs from base 116 to 562 and encodes 148 amino acids.